AUGGUGGCACUAAACAACCAGAAAUACGCAUCACAGGACUUCAUCAUCGAUCUUUGAGACUGCCUCUAAAGCAUUCAGGGGGCAGACCAAUAUUCUCCGAAUGAGCUUUGUUCUAACGAUUUUCGCGUCCAUACAACCCGCACGCAUUGUAAGACGGUAAUUUUUCUUCAAUUAACGGACAUGUAAACAGUCUGUAUCACUUGGCAUUUACUGGAUUUGUACAUUGAAACCAGACAAUGGAACACAGCAGACAGUACUCCUGGCGAAAAGGAAGCAAAUGGAUGGGCUUGGUGCUGUCUCUGAGUCUGAUUUUUGGAAAGGCAUCGGGACAGAUAAGAUAUUCUAUAUCGGAGGAGAUCAAAGAAGGGACUUCUGUUGGGAAUAUUGCAAAGGAUCUCGGAAUAGAUCCAGUCAUAUUAAAAUCAAGGGGAUUUCGUAUUGUCUCUGGCUCCACCGAACCCCUUUUCCAAGUAAACCAAAAUGAUGGGAUUUUAUAUGUAAAUCGUAACAUUGACCGUGAAGAAAUAUGCCAGCGGACCAAUGUCUGUUUGAUAAACCUGAAGACCGUCCUAGAAAACCCACUGGAGAUCCAUUACGUUGCUGUGGAAGUGUUAGACGUAAAUGACCAUUCGCCCUCUUUUCCGGAAGACAACAAAAAGAUAGAGAUUUCGGAGUCCACUUUACCGGGAACCAGAUUUCAGUUGCAUGCUGCUCUUGAUCCAGAUGGUGGUAUGAAUUCCGUUCAACAAUACAAACUAAGUCCUAAUAAUCAUUUUCGGCUAGAAGUGAAAGAUAGUGGAAAAGAAGGUAAAGUGCCUAUUUUACAAUUACAAAGCCCGUUAGACAGAGAGGCCUCGAGCAGCCACAAACUACUUCUUACAGCCCUGGAUGGAGGCAAACCUCCUAAAUCAGGGUCCAUGGAUAUAUUUAUAGACGUUCUAGAUGUGAACGAUAAUGCGCCAGUUUUUACAAAAGAUGUGUAUUCUGCAGAUAUAAAUGAAGAUGCACCGAUUGGAACAAUAGUCAUACGAGUAAAUGCCACGGAUAUGGAUGACGGUUUGAAUGGAGAUGUUAGCUAUUCUUUCGGCAAUGUAAAUAUUAAGGUACAUGAACUGUUUGAUGUCGACCCGAUCACAGGUGAGAUAACUGUGAAAGGACAAUUAGACUAUGAAGUGGAUGACAGUUACGAGAUAAACAUCCAGGCAUCUGACAGCGGUGCUGUUCCAUUUAGAACGGAAAAAAGCGUGAGUGUAAAUAUUAAAGACAAAAAUGACAAUGCACCUGUAAUUGAGGUGACGUCACUGUCUAGUACCAUUUCAGAAGAUUCCAGACCAGCAACAGCUGUAGCACUUCUUAGCAUUACGGAUUUGGACUCUGGAGUAAACGGGAAAGUUCUCUGCUUUGUAAAAGGCGAUGUCCCUUUCACAAUAACACCUUCAAUACAGGAAAACAUGUACACUGUCGUGACAAAGUCACAGCUUGACAGGGAAAACAAAUCGAUUUAUGAUGUAACAGUAAUCGCAAAAGAUGCAGGUGAACCAGCCUUAACAACCAAAACGACGUUGAGAGUUAUUAUAUCCGACGUUAACGACAACAGCCCAGAGUUUUUAAUGAGGCAAUACAAUUUCUAC
Messenger RNA from Anarrhichthys ocellatus (wolf-eel), 1631 nucleotides. Its product is annotated as protocadherin gamma-C3-like. The transcript has a single exon. The record is from RefSeq and is a predicted model, not a curated record. Gene Ontology annotation, biological process: homophilic cell-cell adhesion. Gene Ontology annotation, cellular component: plasma membrane. NCBI's taxonomy places the organism in Eukaryota, Metazoa, Chordata, Actinopteri, Perciformes, Anarhichadidae. The annotation marks the transcript as partial. Gene Ontology annotation, molecular function: calcium ion binding.